AUGUCGGGUGAAGGAAUCCUCCCGUGUAACCAGAAGAGACCUCCGGUCAUAGCUCCUCCGUCCUCUGCAGCCUCGCCUUCUUCGCCUAAUCAUCAUUCUCAUCAUGACAAGGUUCGUACCAUCUUCAUUUCGGGUCUGCCUACAGAUGUCAAAGAGAGAGAGUUGCAAAACUUGCUGAGAUGGCUUCCAGGUUUUGAAGCCUCGCAAGUGAGCUUCAAGGGAAAAGAGCCCAAGGGUUUCGCUCUAUUCUCUACUGCAAAAUUUGCUGUUGCUGCCAAAGAUACCCUUCAAGAGAUGGUUUUUGAUGACAAGUUGAAGUCUCUUUUGCACAUUGAGAUGGCAAAGAAAAAUCUGGUUGUUAAAAAAGGAAUGGGUACUGAUUCUGUUGCAGUGGACAUUUAUAGCUGUCAUCCUGUUCCUCCGGUUUUGCCUGUGCCAAAUCCAGCUCCUGGAGAGCGUCUCCAAGUAUUCAUGUGCAUGAUAAAUCUGGGUGUUAUGUUGAAAAGUCUUCCGCAGUUGCUGUCCAAGAUGAAUCCGGGGAGUCCACCACAAAGGAUUGCAUCAAUGACAAGUCUGGAUGCUUCACGCUUACGGAUGAGAACCUUGCAAAUUUUCUGUUUCUUCAAUUAUCCAGUGAUGUUGGAGUUCCAUGAGAUUGGCCUCUACUAG
Messenger RNA from Hibiscus syriacus, 669 nucleotides. RefSeq names its product RNA-binding protein with multiple splicing-like. Gene Ontology annotation, molecular function: mRNA binding. Bases 1 to 669 code for a protein of 222 amino acids. NCBI's taxonomy places the organism in Eukaryota, Viridiplantae, Streptophyta, Magnoliopsida, Malvales, Malvaceae. The record is from RefSeq and is a predicted model, not a curated record. The transcript has 3 exons.